CUAGAUAAGUAAUUUGAAAAUUCGAUAGUCGAAUGCUAUAAUUUUACUUUUGCUCGCUUCAUUGGUUAAUUGGCAACUAAAAAAUGAGCUUCACCAAUUUAAAACCUAUUGCUUAUCAAAAUAUUAGAAGAUCUGAAAGAAUUUUGAAGGAAGAAAAAGAAGGUAACAAACACAAGAAAAUACAAAAAAGUCUCUUAGGUGAUUUUGAUUUAUUACCUAUGGAAAUCCGAUUUAGAAUAUUUUCUUACCUUCCAGCGGAUGAUCUUAGCAUUUUAAGUAUUUCUUCGAAAGCAAUAAGAAAUCAAAUUGAAGUUUAUAGAGACUCGUCUUAUGGUUUAGAAAACCUUAUACCAGCUGUAAUUACAAAGAAACUUACCUUUCCAAUCUCUGUUGCUUUGGAGAACGAAAGUGUGAUGCAUUUUCAUAAAUUAGCGGUCAUAAUGACGGAACGAUGGAGAGGUUGUACGCUAUCUGUGGAAUGCACUCUGGGUACCAUAGAAGGAUUGGUUUCAAGUGUUGAUGCAUCAAAUCAAACUCUGACUUUAAUAGAAGUAGUCAAAAAUGGAGCAGAAUAUGUGACACCUGAAAUUACAAUUAAUGCUAGAGAUAUACGUGGAAUAAAAAUUUUGAAAGCUGCCGAAGAAAAAUGGAAGGGUGCUGCAGUACAACAGUCCAAAAGUUCUGCCUUCGUUGCACCAGAAUCUCUGACAAAUAAGUGCAGAGAAUCUCCUGUGAAAUCUGAUGAUGCUUUGAGAAAAAAGUCAGGCGAAGCAAGAAAGAAAGUCUCCACUCCAAAAAAGAAUGAAAAUAGAAAAUGGUACAUGGAAAGAGACGAAGAGUGUUUCAAUGUUCCAAUCGAUAAUUCCAUUUUAGAAAAUGAUUUUGAUUUUGAAAAAAACUUAGCACUUUUUGAUAAGCAAGCAAUAUUUGAUGAAAUUAAUGCCCACACCAAAGGAGAUUCUGUACGUCUUGUAGACUGUAAUAGACGAGAACAAAGAUAUAGGUGUGAUGAAAAUGUCCUAGAGGGAGAAACUUUUGUGUCUAAUCAGAUUUCUGUUCCUUGUAAUGUAGACAGGAUAUUUGUUACAGAUACGGGUUUAGUUAUACCAAGUAUUAGUAAAGAAUUGAAAGAAAAAUUACUGAAAGUGGCAGAAGAAUUUGGUCUUGCCAUAGAAAGACGACUUGAAAUGGUUGGGCGAGCAACUACAGAAAUGGUACUUCAAUUACUGGGUGGUAGUCACAGGUUGAGUCCACAAAAUUCUCACCAAAGGCCGACAGUAGUAAUCCUUUGUGGAUUACAUACACAGGGAGCACAAGGAAUUAAUUGCGGAAGGCAUUUAGCCAACCAUGGUGUCAAUGUAACUGUCUUGGUUCCUCCCACAUCAUCAAAAAAUGAAUGCUUUUCUAAGGAAUUGACAUUGUUUGCUUUAACUAAUGGAAAGAAGACUUCUUCAGUGUUAGACAUGCCCUCCACUGUAGACAUAAUCAUUGGUGCUCUGGACGGAUAUGAGAGGCCUCCUCCAUCGGAACAUUUUUGGUAUUCUGCUGCCGUCCAGUGGGCUUUACAGUGCAAGGCACCAGUUCUCUGUUUAGAUUGCCCCCCCGAAGGUAGUUGUCUGGAACCAAAAUGGAUGUUGGUUUCAAUCAUGCCAUUUGCAUUUAAUGAUCACUGCAGUCUUUAUCUGUGCGACAUUGGUUUGCCAAAGGAAGUGUUUAAAAAGGUGGGAGUGAAUUAUACUUCUCCGUUUGGUUCAAAAUUCAUCAUUCCUCUAUAUCUGAAGAGUACUUAAUCACCUUUUUCACGUGGACGUUGAUCAAAUAUGUAUAAAACAUGUUAAAGGACAGAUUAUUUCAUUACAGAAUAAAACCAACAGUGAAACAAGUGUCAAAUUUUUUAAACUUAUAUACUAUCCAAUGAUAAAAUAUAUUUUAAUACAAAAAAUUUAAAAUUUCUACUGUAAUAAUCACAAAUUACAUACCCAAUUAAGAUACAAACUGUUUGCUAUUAUUUAUAAUACAAUUAAUAGCCCCUAAAACUUCCAUUGUUUCUUCAAUGUAAGAUACUUCUUUGUCUACGACUGUUUUCAGUUUGUUAAACUGAUUGACCAGUUCGACGUGUUCAUUUAUGUUUGUGGAGUAUAUAUCUAAGAAAAUAUUGCAAGUUAUAUUUGUAUUAAUUGUGUUAAAAACAAGUUUGGUAUGUAAAGUACUUACCGACGAACAUGAUGGCAACGUCAAGAAGUAUACGGGAAAAUCUUGGAUCUCCGAUAUACCUAAAAAUAAAAAUUGUGUUGUAAAGUA
This is a messenger RNA of Centruroides sculpturatus (bark scorpion), 2301 nucleotides long. RefSeq names its product enhancer of mRNA-decapping protein 3-like (gene Edc3). Gene Ontology annotation, molecular function: protein binding; mRNA binding. Gene Ontology annotation, cellular component: P-body. The transcript is spliced from 9 exons. The coding region runs from base 84 to 1790 and encodes 568 amino acids. NCBI's taxonomy places the organism in Eukaryota, Metazoa, Arthropoda, Arachnida, Scorpiones, Buthidae. The record is from RefSeq and is a predicted model, not a curated record. Gene Ontology annotation, biological process: deadenylation-independent decapping of nuclear-transcribed mRNA; P-body assembly.